AUGGCGAUGGACCCAGGAGAUACCUCGUCGUUGGCAACUGCUGUACAAAGUCAUCACGACAUGGAAAUGGGCGAGGCGACUCCUGGUACGGCAACCACGGGUCUGGUCGCGCCUAGGCCUACUGGUCCGUGUCCAAGUCAAAGUGGUAGUGGUGCAGGAGCUGCUAUGUGCACCCCACUCCGAGUUCCACUUUUCGCAACCCCCCGUCACUUCUCUGUUGGACGCAGAACCGCGCUUUCGCGGCCCCAGCUCCAGUCCCAGCCAACGACUCCAACCAAAGCGUCACUCGGCUCUCUCCCACAUUGUUCCGUUACAACGCAACAAUCACCCACUGCGAAAACGCGACUUUCCAGUCUUGUCGCAUCGAUUCAUCGGGACCACAGGCGGAAUUCGCAGUCAGCGAUGGCUGAGGCCCUGCUGGGCCUCGCGCCCUCGUACGGCAGCGCGUCGAGCAACAAGCCGUCAAUUGCGCAUCCCGAUGACCUCCCCGCCCAGCUUCGUCGCGAACUCGAAAGAAAAAAAACACCGACACGAUGCGAACACCUCUCUGUUACACUCGAAGUGCCGUCCACACUCGAAUUUGCUAUCCGCGAAGGCGACAGCGAUGCGCAGGAGAAUGUCGACCCAGCGCUGAGCAAUCUCCGAACCCAGGUCGUCAAAGGUCAGCCCGUCAAGAUCGUACGCGCCUACAACACCAUCAUCAGUCAGCCUCACGAUAAUCCGGUGAUGCAGCGAGCCGUAGCGAAGCAUAUCGUUGGGCUUCUGUCCGUAGUGGAUGAGAGUACCUGGGUGGUAAGGGAGGUUUCGCGUGGCCAGUACGGCUGGUCCUUCACCUACAACUGCAAAGACUCCCUCACCAGUUGGAACCGGCAGCAUCAGAAAACGCCCAACAAGACCAUAAUAGCAGAGUAUAGCCAGAAGGAGCUGGAACCAAUCAUGCAAGCCCGACCAGCUUUCGACUGCCGGGGCACACUCACGGUUGCGUUUUCGAAGAAUUCUCGGACAAUCAAUGUCAAAUACGAACACACGCCUCUACACAAGACUCUGGGCGAUAUGAUCGAACACUUCAAACCCCUUCCUCCAGCUGCACCUCCAGCUCCUCUCAUCCCCGCUGGAGAAAAGUCCAAAAAGGCGAAAACUCCGCGAAAGCGAAAGAGUGAAGCCUUGAAUGCAGACGGAACUCCUGUUCAGCCAAAAAGAAAGAGGAAGAGCGAGGCCGUGAAUGAGAAUGAGACACCUGUCCAACCGAAGAAGAGGAAGAAGAAGAAAUCGGAAGCUGCGAAGGACUCGCAAGCGGCUGGCGAUGCCACCAACGGCCCGGCAACAGCCACUGUCCCGACCAAGGCGGAUGCUGCCGUCCAAAGUGGUGUUCAUUCACAUGCGGUGUUGAAUGUGCCCCCAGGCGAGGCAGCUAGGCGCCGCGAAGUCGCCAUUAGACUUCUCAGUGACAGCGGCCUAGAUCCUGAAAGUCUUUCUACGGAGCAAUUUGGUAUCUUUGCCAAUCAAUCUCCGGAUCUUCAGAAAGAUUCUCUUGCCAUGUUGGUUAAAUACGGUGCCGAGCGACUCCGUAUCGUACAUCCCAACGAUGCUGCUGCUUCAUCAACCAGCGCGUCACCUACGCCUCAGCAGCCAGCGGUGGAAGCUGGUGCCCCAGCGGCCAUGCUAGGAUCCGCCGCUUUAGGGAAGAAGAAAAGGCCUCGAAAGUCAAAAGCAGCGGCUGAAGAUGCGGAAGAAGUGGAGUUGAUUCCGGCACCUCCAGGCACACCGAUGAAGCAGAUUUCUAGGGGAUCAUGUAUUGCCUGUAGAAGAGCAAAGACCAAGGUAUAUAAGCUGGGUUCAUUAGGCUGCAGAGAGGCUAAUAGAGUACAGUGUAAUCGCGCCAAACCCGAGUGCGCUUCGUGUGAAGAGAAAGGCGUGGAAUGCCAAUAUCCGUUGAUCAGGAAAAUGCCCCCGAAGAAGAAGGAAGAAAAGUCUGCAGCUCUGGUACAUGACGAUGACGACGAUGAAGCCGACGCCGACGCCGAGGCUGAACCUGAAGCCGAGCCCGAGCCGACGGAACCUGAAGUGGAAUCUGAGGAGCAAGAACCAGACGACAUCGAGACGAUUGACUACACAUCAAAUAUGCCGGUCGCUAACAUGCUGACCCCUGCUGCAGAGGCUCCCAAUCAGGAUUACUUCAACGCUGGCCCCAGCGAGUUGACAUAUACUCAAUCCGCCUCCAAUGAUUUGAACAUGUCACACGGCGUCCCAUCAUACUCGGAGCCUUCUGCCCCCGUAAAUUACGCGGAACAGCAGGCAGUCUCCACGAGCUUCUCGCAACCAUCUGUCAUCGGAACGGCGACAUAUACUCAACCGAGCACAGAUACGAACAGUUAUAUAAAUUCUACCAGCAGUGAUCACAUAUCUCUCAACUACGCUGAACCUGUGGCCAAGAGCCCUAGAGGGACGAGGGUCUCUUCACGGCGCAGCUUGCCAUCCGGAACAGGAGAGCCACAGCAACCCGCAGCGGAAAGCCCUGUGCCGCUUCCCAGUUACGCCCAAAACUGGCAGAGUAUGUCUCCUCCCAGGGUAGCAAACACAGUUUCGCCAACCAUGGCCCCCAAGCAACACAGACCGCGAAGGUCGACCCAGAUGCCAGCUGCGGCCACCGUCGAUCCCCAAGAGACAUCUUAUCGCAGCACGCAACAGACUGCGGCUCACGUUGCUGUACAGCAACGACAGCAACACCGUCUCUCUCCUACCCAGCAAGCAGCUCAAGUAGCAGAGCCAGUUACCCAUGCCCAGGUCUCGCCAUUCCAGGCUCCUGUUCAGGCAGCUCGAGCUAAGAGUCGAGCUGGCCAGAGAGCCUCCACUCGUACUCCAGUUAAUGAACCCCGUGCCACACCAUCCCAUCACACUGUCCAACCUUCAACUUCAGCGACGAUGGACUCAGCAACGUACAAUGAUACCCAAUCCUUGAGCAAUGUGGCCAAUUACAACAGCUACGAUGCGAAAUACUCCAACCAGAGCAACAACUCUACGGAAAUGGACACCACGAGACUUGCGUAUCAGCCUUACGCAGCGCAAAACACCUCUGCGGCCACAUCUACUUAUCCUUCGUAUGACUACGACAGGACCAAUACCACCGCCUCACACACCUCCAGCAGCAAUGCGCGGUCCGGGCAGUUGUAUAACACCCAAUCCCAUUCGCGCAACGCGCAAUCGUACGAUAAUACCCAUACCACGGCGGCGGCGAAAACUUACGCUCAACAGCCGUCGACAACUCAGCAGCAGUCGUCGUCUCUACAGUCCUUCAACAUGCGAAGUUCGGCAGCGAGCAGCAACCAGCCUAGGUCAUCUUCAAGAAAUAAUAACCAACAACCGCAACAGCAGCAGUCGCAGUCGCAAAAAGCACACUCUUACGGAUCUUAUGCAACUCAGACGCAGCAGCAGCAGCAGCAGCAGCAAUCAGCUCAGCCGGACCAACAAAACUGGUAUGGUUUUGGCGCGGGAUCCAACACUUCCUUCACGCCAGCGAACGUCUCUGGGGGUUAUGCAACGAAAGGCACCACUUCCGCGAAUUACGGAAACGGGUCCAGCACCUCCAGUCAAGCAUACCAGCAGCAACAUGGCUCUCUUAACAUGUCGGGUCACAAUUACGCUACCAGCGACAACGAAAUGUAUGAGCUGUUGAAGAACUCUCUUCACGGCUCCGGUCGCUAA
Colletotrichum orchidophilum is the source of this 3702-nucleotide messenger RNA. RefSeq lists its product as uncharacterized. The record is from RefSeq and is a predicted model, not a curated record. Gene Ontology annotation, molecular function: zinc ion binding; DNA-binding transcription factor activity, RNA polymerase II-specific. Gene Ontology annotation, biological process: regulation of DNA-templated transcription. The transcript has 2 exons. NCBI's taxonomy places the organism in Eukaryota, Fungi, Ascomycota, Sordariomycetes, Glomerellales, Glomerellaceae. Bases 1 to 3702 code for a protein of 1233 amino acids.